GGAAGUCGCUGUAAACCGUAAUGGCGUCGGCAGUGUUGAUCUGAGUGUAUCAGUAUGUUAUUAUUUCGAUAAUAUUGUGGUAAAUAGUGUAAAUAAAAAGGGUUGAACAGUGUCCAAUCGAUAGAGACAACCCUAAAAUAAGUGAUGCAAAAUGAUACCGUCUUUAAAUUUGAAUGGAUCACCCUCUUACGGAUAACGGAGAUCGGUUUUGUUAUAUAGUUUUUUUUUUGCACCAAAAUGGUGGGUGUUUCAUAUAUGAUAAUAGUGAUAUUGUUUUGUUCGUGGAAGAGCGAAGCCCUAGUGUCCAAAGAUGUACCAUCGGUAUGCAUCCACCUGGGUGACUACGUCGACUGCGCUAGCAGAAAUCUAGAUGCUAUACCGGAUAACAUCCCAACAUGGACAAGGAAAUUGAAUCUUAAUAAUAAUACUAUUAAGAAUUUAACUGGAGAUGCUUGGAGAAACCUGAAUCAAAUCAUUGAAUUGAAAUUAAACAAGAACAAGAUUCAGUCAUUGGUGAAAGACACAUUCAAAAACAUGAAGCGCCUAAAAAUAUUAGAAAUCAAUCGAAAUGUGUUAGACAGUAUUGAACCCUUGAGUUUCCAGCAAUUGGAGCUGGUUUCUGCUUUAAAACUCAGGAGGAACCGCAUUAAGUACCUGAAAGAUGGUACAUUCUUUGGACUGACUAAGAUACAUUCAUUAGCUUUGGACUUCAAUUUAGUUCAAGUCAUUGAAAAGAGUUGGCUCUAUGGUUUAGAUAAUUUAAAGGAAUUGUCUCUAUCACAUAAUGCAAUACAGACAAUUGAUAAUGAUGCUUGGGAGUUCUGUAAGGACUUAGAGGAGCUGGACUUAGCAUUCAAUCUGCUGAAUUCAAUUGAAAGGGACACCUUCAAAGAUUUGAGCAAGUUGCAUACUCUUUUACUCUCCAACAACAAUAUUACUUUUAUUGAGGAAAACGCUUUCUAUCACACCCAAAAUCUGAAGAUACUUAAUCUAAGUAAUAACAAAAUUUCAUGGACUAUUGAGGAUGCUCAGGGUGUUUUUAGUGGCCUUACGAAUUUGGUUAAAUUCCACAUUGCUUCUAAUGACAUUAAGUCUAUUAACAAUAAGGCCUUCACUGGUUUACACAAAGUGACUUAUUUGGACUUGAAGGACAAUAAUAUUACUGCUAUAAAGGAGAACGCUUUUGCCGAGAUGCUUUCAUUGAAAGAGUUAUUAUUGAACACCAAUUCACUAUUAUGUGAUUGUAAUUUACUUUGGUUUUACGAGUAUCUCAAGUUGAAGAGACUUGAAGCUUCCACCAUUUGUGCCUAUCCCGAUUGGUUGCGUGGUCAGCAGUUGCUGAAAGUUCCAUCAAGCAAUUUAACUUGCGCGGAUGGACUGACUCCGGUCAUUAACAACGUGUUUCAACCGCAAAUCAUAGCUCUCAAAGGAGCGGAUAUUUCCUUGAGCUGCACGGCGACGUCGUCAGUCUCUAUGCUUUUUCAAUGGAAAAAGGAUAAUCUGGAAUUGCAGAACUCCGACGCGUCGGUUAUUACAUCGAGCGUUGGUAAAAAUAGGCAAACUGUGUCUUUCUUUAACAUAACUAGAAUUCAGCAUUCGGAUGCCGGGAAAUACCAGUGCGUCGUCUCCAACAGCUACGGUACCACUUACUCGCAAAAAACACAAAUAUCUGUUCUAAUUUAUCCUACGUUCAAUACAAUGCCGAGCAAUAUAACCGUGCGAGCUGGAACAACUGCCAGAUUGGAUUGCUCGGCAUCCGGUGAGCCGCAACCUGAAAUAGCCUGGCAAAAAGACGGCGGAAACGAUUUCCCUGCAGCCAGAGAGCGGAGGAUGCAAGUUAUGCCAGCAGACGAUGUCUUUUUUAUUAUGAACGCCAAGCCUUCGGACAUGGGCGUCUACAGUUGCACGGCCAAAAACGCCGCCGGCAAAAUCGUUGCAAAUGCGACAUUGAGUAUAGAAGAGAAGCCCUCAUUUGUAAAGCCAAUGGAGAAUAAGGAAGUCGCCCUCGGGGAAACCGUAGUAAUCCACUGUUACGCAAGCGGGGCUCCGAAGCCCAGCAUCUGCUGGUACAAAGAUGGUCUUCCCAUAGUCAUCACCGAAAGGCAUUUCUUUACAGCUGAAGAACAGAUGAUGAUCAUCGUUGAUACAGUAUUAAGCGACGGAGGUGACUACAGUUGUAGGUUGAACAAUUCGCUGGGAAUCGAAACGGGAUCCUGCAAAGUCAACGUGAAACCUGUGUUCAUGUCGAAUAGUGAUCUAUGGGGAAUUAUUAUAAUUACUGUAGUAGCGUGCGCCGUGUUCACUUCCGUAGUCUGGGUGGUUAUCAUCUACCAGACUAGACGGAGGAUGGACGCGGUCAACGCCGUGCAGCCACCUAACGUGCCCAUUAUGCUGGACUUCGACGCCAACAUUAUAAACCAAUACCACGCAGACAACACUUCCGAACACUCGUCUUGCAAAGAUAGCGGAACCGGUGAUUCUGCUAAAAGAAGUAACGACGAUUUACUUCCUGGCGAUGAAUACACAUUUAUUAUCAACGAUGCAAAUACUGGGGAUAAAAAUACUACGAUGAGAACGGCGAGCUUAGUUUACUUACCAGCAGAAACCAACAAUUCCCUGACGCCUCUUUUGCAUUUAAACAAUUCAUCUUACCCCAGAUCGACGAACCAUGAUCGGUCUGAUAGUAAUCACGAGAACGAUAUUAACGCGAUUACUAUCGACACACCGAAAGGGUAGAGCGAGCACUGUUUUAUUUGAUUCUUUUUAUUUGUUAGUAACUUUGAUUUAGACAUCGGGCUUUAAUUUAAUUUAAUCGGAAAUAAUUUCCGGCAGUUAGUGAUUCAAAAUCCAUAGAUCUAAAAGAUAUUAGAUACCUUUAAAAUACAGUAUUCUUAAAUGCAGAAUGCUCAUUACUAAAAAACCGGCUCUUUCUAUACUAUCCAGCAAAGGUACGUUUCUUAUUAAGUUUUGUUUUUAUUUUUCCUAAUUUAUUGAAACCACAUUAUAUGUAAUUUUGUGGGGUUUCCUAUCAAUGGUACAAUUGUAUAUAAGUUAUACUUUUUUUAAUUGUAUUUUUAGUUCCUAAACUAAAUUAAGCUAUUCGACUGUUCUUAGUUUAUAGUACAAGUUCUAUUUUCAUAGCGGGCAUUUUAAUUCUUCGAUGCACAUUUCCUCCCAGGAGAAGGGAAUGGACCACGAAUCUAAAUAAAAUCCCUUCUAUUUCGAAAAAGAGAAAAAUAAUGUUUAAAAAUAAACAUUAAUAUAAAGGGAUAAAGAGUCUGUGAAAAAUAUUUGCAAUAUUUUGGCCUUCGAUAUUUUGUUCGACGAUACUGUGGCUGUACUUUUCGAAAUGAUAUUUUUUUAAACCAUUUUAGAAUGAAUACAUGUAUAUGACUACAGUAGGCUAUCGACUCGAGUCUUUCAGACUGGAACAAAAUAGUAACAUACUACGCGAAUUGCCUUAAAAAUUUCUAUUUAUACUACUUUUCGGGUGAUUAAAAUAGAGAGAUAUUUAUUGAUAAAUGAAAAUAAAGAAAACAUAAAAUUUGAGAUUUAACGUUUUAGCUAAAAUAUGUAAUUUUAUUUUCUAUAUUAUACAAGAAGAGCGUUGAUGAAUAUAACCAGAGAAUUAAAAUGUUGAAUAUAACUUUUAUUCAAAAAACAUUAUAAAUUUGUUGAUAUUAUUGCUUGUCCUUCAGGGUAAAGUUAUUAGUUUUUUGUUUUCUUUGAAAUUAAGAUAUUAUUAUUUUUUCUCUAGUUAGGGCCUCUAAUAGUUGUAUAAAUAUUGCAGGAGAGGAGAUUUUGUAGAACAAAGUUUGUUGGUUUUGAAGUCCUCCACGACAAAGUAUUCUUGUUUCAAUAUAAGUGUAGUAUGAAUGUUCUAUUUAUUGUAAACAAAAUGAUGAUGUGUGUUUUAGUGAUUGUCUUGUCUAGAU
Nicrophorus vespilloides is the source of this 3935-nucleotide messenger RNA. Its product is annotated as leucine-rich repeats and immunoglobulin-like domains protein 3. Gene Ontology annotation, molecular function: protein binding. The record is from RefSeq and is a predicted model, not a curated record. The transcript is spliced from 11 exons. The coding region runs from base 238 to 2736 and encodes 832 amino acids. NCBI's taxonomy places the organism in Eukaryota, Metazoa, Arthropoda, Insecta, Coleoptera, Silphidae.